AUGGCUGAGCUCUCAAGAGAAGAGCUAGACGAGAUUUAUGCGUUCGCGGUGGACCUGGGGAAGAAGGCGGGAAAGAUGCUUAUGGACGCGGCCCAAGCAAGAAUGAACAGCGAGAACGCAACAACAGAAGAAAAACAACACGUACAAAAAGAGAAUGCAGUAGACUUAGUAACCGAAACCGACGAAAAUGUCGAAGCCUUCAUCAAGACAAAAAUCCAAGAAAAAUAUCCCUCACACAAAUUCAUCGGCGAAGAAACCUACUCCAAAAACGCCUCGCGCGACUACCUAAUCGACGCCUCGCCAACAUGGUGUGUCGACCCUCUUGACGGAACCGUAAACUACAUCCACCUCUUCCCCACCUUCUGCACGAGCAUCGGCUUCAUCCACAACCACAAGCCGCUCAUCGGCGUCAUCUGCGCCCCGUUUACCAACCAACUCUUCACCUCGUGCGCGGGUCGCGGCGCCUUCCUAAACGAAACCCAGCGCCUCCCGCUCAUCCAGAAACCCAGCAUACCGCCCAUGCCCGCCAAUGCGCCCGCAGGCUGCGUCUUCGCAUGUGAGUGGGGCAAGGAUAGACGUGAUACUCCCGACGGAAAUAUGCAUCGCAAGGUUGAAAGCUUUCUCAACAUGGCGGCGGAGAUUGGGGGCAGAGGGGGGAAAGGGGGGAUGGUACAUGGAGUCAGGAGUCUGGGGAGUGCGACGCUGGAUUUGGCAUAUGUGGCUAUGGGUGGCGCGGAUAUUUGGUGGGAGGGGGGCUGUUGGGAGUGGGAUGUUGCGGCUGGAAUUGCCAUUUUACAGGAGGCCGGGGGGUUGGUCACUACGGCGAAUCCGCCUGAGGAUUGGGCAAAUGCGCCGAUUGAGGAGGUGGCGUUGGGGAGUCGGUUGUAUUUGGCUAUUCGGCCGGCAGGACCGUCUGCGACGGAGACAGGACGUCAGAGUCAAGAAAGAACGGUACGCGAAGUAUGGAGGAGGGUACGACAUUUAGACUAUUCGCGUCCAGGAGCAUAG
Messenger RNA from Bipolaris zeicola 26-R-13, 1008 nucleotides. RefSeq lists its product as uncharacterized. Lineage: Eukaryota; Fungi; Ascomycota; Dothideomycetes; Pleosporales; Pleosporaceae. Gene Ontology annotation, biological process: inositol metabolic process; signal transduction; phosphatidylinositol phosphate biosynthetic process. Gene Ontology annotation, molecular function: inositol monophosphate 1-phosphatase activity. The record is from RefSeq and is a predicted model, not a curated record. The transcript has 3 exons. Bases 1 to 1008 code for a protein of 335 amino acids.